CCUCGGGCCUCGGGGAUGGACGCAGAGGUUGUGCGGGGGCCCAAGAUGCCUUCAACACUAGACUGUAAGGUGUAUGUGGGGGACCUUGGGUCAGGGGCAUCCAAACAAGAGUUGGAGGAAGCCUUCUCCUACUAUGGCCCCCUCAGAAAUGUUUGGGUGGCACGCAACCCCCCUGGAUUUGCCUUUGUUGAGUUUGAGGACAUGCGGGAUGCAGAGGAUGCUGUCAGGGGAUUAGACGGAAGAACCAUCUGCGGGCGACGUGUGAGAGUAGAGCUAUCAACGGGCAAGUCACGCAGCAGAUUCCGGGGACCUCCACCACGCCGAGGUCGCCCCUUCCACCCAGAUGACCGAUGUUAUGAGUGCGGCGAGCGGGGUCAUUAUGCACGGGAUUGCCAUAGGUACAGCCGGCGUUACGGUUCAAGGUCGCGUAGCCGGAGCCGCACGCCCAGGAGGAGGAGAUCAUACACACGCUCCAGGUCCCGCACCCGUGACCGUUCGAGGAGCAGAACCAGGGAUCGCUCACGCUCUAGGGACAGAAGCCGCUCCAGAGACAGAUCCCGAUCACGGUCGCGCACAAGGGAUCGCAGCCGCACACGUGAGAGGUCCAGGUCAAGAUCCAUAUCGAGAGACAGGGACCGUGACAGGGAACGAUCGCUCUCUCGGGAUGACAAAGGUACUUUCAGAGAUCGGAGCCGUUCGCGGACCCCACAACAGAACGGCAGCCCCAAGGUUGAUGACGGCAAGGAUGAAUGACCUGAAAGACCUCUAUAAGGAUUGGAACACAUUUUUUCAGUUUUGUACUGGGUAUGUUAGAUGUAUGUUGACUUGCAGUUAUUAUAAUGCAAGACUUAGCCUAUAACAUGUGGCCCAUUUUUGAUUUAGGAAGAAACAAAAAUAUGCUUUGUGAAAUGGAAUAUUCCUUUUUGAAUAAAGUAUGAUCCUUAUUUUUAUUGUGGUCAGUAAAAGUUGGUUACAUUCCAACAUUUGUUUCAAAUGAUUUUCCAAAUGUAUGGUUUACUAAUAAAAUAAAUUUUAGAAGUUUGAGUUUAGUUUACCUGCAACUUUACCUGAGGCAAAGUAAGUUUCCCUAUGUUAAGAAGUUUUUGUAAUACCAGUCAACAGACUUCUCACACUAUACUCAAAGAAGAAAUCACUUGUACAUGAUAUCGAUAACUUGAAUAUUGUUUAGUAACAUAUUAUAGCACUUAAAGGCACCAGUACCAUAUCAUGUGAUGCAGAAUUUGCUUCAAAUCUGACAAGGCAUCAAGUGGGUAGGUUUCAGGAACCAAGUGUUUUUAUAUAUCUACCCUUGCACGUACAUGGUAUUUUAUCCUGCAUAAUACACUGAUUAAUCGCACAUUUUUCCUGUUAGGUUCAGACCAUUGUCAUUAUACCAGGAAAACUAGUGGGAUUUGCCUUGUUUGCAAGCUAGCAUGUCCAAGAAUAAGAAAGCAAGUUCUGUAAUACGUGUAGAAUUGUCCAUUUGAAGCCGUAUUAAAAAUAAAUGUUUCUAAUCCUGUACUGUUGCCCUCAGAUACAUGUAUAACUGUCAUACCAAUGUAAUUAAUGUAUUCGAAAAUAAACGAUAAAUAGUGGGUUGGUAUGAUCAAGAUUUAAAAAUGUGAAUGUCAUUAUGGCCAGAAAAAAAAAUUGUGAAUGUAUAGUAUGUUAACAUUUUAUAUUCUAGCAAGUUGUAUUUAAGUCUUUGAUACAGAUUCAGAACUUGUCUAGUCGAAAUUUAGUAACUAAAGUAUAUAAGCAAGAAAUUGUAAAUGUUUGUUACUGAUUACAAGCACUUUAACCUCAUCCUUAUUUUUCUUGCCUUCCAUAAGUUCUAUAAACAAAAUGUAUGGCUAUUUUAUACAUACUUAGCCGGUUCGGAGUCAUUGUUAGGUCCUCGGAGCUCCUUCGGGCACGCUAUUCUGGGAGUUAUGCGAGCUAACCCCCGUAUUCUUUACACAGAUCCAGAUAAAUAUUUUUUACAGACAGUGAAUACCUAUAAUCUAUAAUCCUACAUCUUGUUCAUUAUAAGACUGCAUUAAAGCCUGGGAAAGUAGAAUUGUAUGUUAAUCAAAAUGAGGCCAGGGAGUUGGAUGUAGCUCGGGCUGAGGCAAUGUAGUGGAAACUGGUGUUUUUCUUUGGUUUCCUUAUUGAGUGUUUAAAGUAAUAUGGAUAAUAUACUGUAAGAUAAUGGAGAAUCUAUCAUGUCCACAAUAAAAAUAAUUUUCAUAUAUUUCACAUGUAGUGUGAUGGGCGUAAACAUUACUAAAGAUCAUUUCUAUAAAAAGUAAUGACUCGUUAUAAAACGAAGUUGAUCAUAAUGAAACCUGGUCACAAAUUGCUUCUAAAAGAUCGACUGUAACUAUAUAAUUUGUUUCGUGGGAUACUUCCAACCCUGAUAUCGCACUGGUUAUUAAAUACCUAAAUGUGUAAGCAUAAACUACGGAGUCCUCAUUAAAAGUGUUAAAAGGAUAGGAACUGGA
Messenger RNA from Penaeus monodon (black tiger shrimp), 2483 nucleotides. Its product is annotated as serine/arginine-rich splicing factor 7-like. The record is from RefSeq and is a predicted model, not a curated record. Gene Ontology annotation, biological process: mRNA splicing, via spliceosome. Gene Ontology annotation, cellular component: nucleoplasm; ASAP complex; cytoplasm. Gene Ontology annotation, molecular function: RNA binding; zinc ion binding. Lineage: Eukaryota; Metazoa; Arthropoda; Malacostraca; Decapoda; Penaeidae.